CUGCCGUCGACUCGACUCCUUGUUUCACUCUUUCCCAAUUUGUCCUUGCCUCUCUCGAUCUCUCCUGCUACAAUUCUUGGAGUCGGUGAAGGGAGAGUACCAGAGCUAUGAGAAAACCUUGCUGUGAUAAACAAGGAAAUAACAAAGGAGCUUGGUCCGCGCAAGAAGAUCAGAAGCUCAUUGAUUAUAUUAAAACUCAUGGUGAAGGUUGUUGGCGAUCUCUUCCUAUGGCUGCAGGUUUGCACCGCUGUGGCAAAAGUUGCAGGCUAAGAUGGAUAAACUAUCUUAGGCCAGACAUAAAACGUGGUAACUUUGGCCAGGAUGAAGAGGACCUCAUUAUCAAGCUACAUGCCCUCCUUGGAAAUAGGUGGUCAUUGAUAGCAGGAAGAUUACCAGGAAGGACUGAUAAUGAGGUGAAGAACUAUUGGAACUCCCAUUUAAAGAAAAAGCUGAUAAACAUGGGAAUAGACCCAAAUAAUCAUCGGUUGAACCAAAUUCUUCCUCGUCCUCAAACUGAGCCUGCUCCUGUUCUUGCUACAUCAACUACUACGGGGUCUAAGAAUACUAUUACCACAAGCAAACCAGAGAAAUCAUCAAAUGAUGACAAUGAUAGGGUUUCUGACACAGCCAGUUGUCUUGAAGAUGAUUAUAAAUCUUUGGAGAAACAGCAAGUUGCUACUUCUGGUUCCUCGAACAUUAAUCUUGAUCUCACCAUUGCAGCUCCAGCUUCUCCUGGUCAUAAGACCAGUUUUGGAAACGAGCAACAAAAUUGCAAUUGGGGCAAAACUUGCCAAGUUGAGAGCGAGCCAACAUCCUUGCCGACUCUAAUUCUUUUUAGAUGAGGCAAUUCCUUGCCAGCCAUGGCAUGCAGUGAAUUCAGUUAGCUGCCUGAUGUUCUUGGAAAUUAAAUCAGCUAAGAUGUUACCAGCUAGGUUUUUUUUUUUUUUUCCUAGCUAGUUAACUAGAAGGAGAAUUAUUUUGUCGAUAAUUAUUACCACCUUCAUUGCUGAAUAGUUAGAGAUUAAUUUAAUGUAACCUACUUCUGUUGCAUUUAAGCAAUAAUUAAGAAAAGGGAGAAUGGAUGGCUAAUUAAUCUAGCUCCUGAUUAAAUAAA
Molecule: messenger RNA, 1114 nt
Organism: Populus nigra (black poplar)
Lineage: Eukaryota; Viridiplantae; Streptophyta; Magnoliopsida; Malpighiales; Salicaceae
Product: transcription repressor MYB6-like
Exons: 3
Coding region: 108-842 (244 amino acids)
Source: RefSeq, a predicted model, not a curated record